AUGCUUGAUGAUAUUUUAAGACACUGUUUGCAAGAGUGCCAAGCUGCCAAGUUCAUAUCUCCUAAUACCAAGUCGACAACCAUUAAUCAAAUGUCUAGAGUCGGUGUUUUAGUUCUAGGACCAGCUGGUGCUGGUAAAUCUACGUUUUGCAAUGCUAUAAUAUCACACAUGCAAAGCAUUGGACGCAGAGCUCACAUUGUCAACUUGGAUCCUGCAGCUGAAGCCACGAAGUACGAGUUUACUAUUGAUAUUAGAGACCUAAUUUCCUUAGAGGAUGUUAUGGAGGAGUUCGGUUUGGGGCCUAACGGGUCGUUAAUUUAUUGUUUUGAAUACCUACUUAACAAUCUGGAUUGGUUAGAUGAAGAAAUCGGCGACUAUAAUGAUGAAUAUUUGAUUUUUGAUUGUCCGGGCCAAAUUGAGCUUUAUACUCACAUCCCGGUCUUACCUACUAUCGUUCGCCAUCUUCAAAACCAGUUAAAUUUCAAUUUGUGCGCGACUUACUUGCUUGAAGCUCCAUUUGUAAUAGAUACCUCCAAAUUUUUCAGUGGUGCAUUAAGCGCCAUGUCAGCUAUGAUACUAUUAGAGCUUCCCCACAUUAACAUUUUGAGUAAACUUGAUUUGGUAAAAGAUUCACAUAACAAGAAGGCGUUGAAGAAGUUUCUCAACCCAGAUCCGCUGUUGUUGACCGAUAAAGUUAACGAGGAAACGAAUCCAAAAUUCCAUAAGCUAAACGAAGCUAUUGCCAACUUGGUAGAUGAUUUUGGUAUGGUGCAAUUCUUACCUCUUGAGGCUAAAAAUCCGGAGAGUGUUUCAACAAUAUUGAGUUAUAUUGAUGAUGUGACUCAGUGGGCAGAAGCACAAGAGCCUAAAGAGCCAAAUGAUCAGAUCGAAAUUGAUGACAUGUAG
Kluyveromyces lactis is the source of this 906-nucleotide messenger RNA. RefSeq names its product putative signal sequence-binding GTPase GPN3 (gene GPN3). The transcript has a single exon. Bases 1 to 906 code for a protein of 301 amino acids. The record is from RefSeq and is a predicted model, not a curated record. Gene Ontology annotation, molecular function: GTPase activity. Lineage: Eukaryota; Fungi; Ascomycota; Saccharomycetes; Saccharomycetales; Saccharomycetaceae.